UUAGUGUUCCUUAUAUGUUCAGGGUUCUGAUUUGAGGUCUAAAAUUCUCCAAGUAUUCAAAUGCGGUGUUAGGGUGUUUAUUCCAUCAAGAAUGAAUUUCAGGAGAAGUGGUGUUCUGAACAAGCGUUUUGCCUCUGUGGAAGUUAUAACAUUGUUCCCCACAGUCCUGGGUGGCUGGGGAGACCUCCCAUUUCAGAAUUCUCAUCUGUCAAUAGGUGCUUUAUGAAACCCUGGAUCCAUCGCGUCAUUAUGAAGGACUUCAGACUGCGGUUUGCUAAAGCAGAAUAAAUUUUCUUGGGGGUUGUACCGUUAUGUACACACACACACACACACACACACACACACACACACGCCCAUUGGCAGACAGGGCCACACCUCACAGCUCUGGAGGAAGCCACAGACCUCAGCUGUACCAGCGCAGCUCCGGCUAGGGGAACUUUCCGUGGAACUCGGGACGAACAGCCUCACAGCGACGACCUGUCGGUCCGCGGAGCGGAGCGCGGGGCGAGCGUGGACAGCGGGGAGUCGGCGUGCAGAGGAUUCGGGCCGGGACUGGACGGCGGCGGGUCCCGGGAGCAGCAGAAGUUGGUGCCCGUGCGCGCUCCCGCCGUCCAGGGGCAGCCGCAUCCCCGGCGCCCCCGGCAGCAUCGCCGUCUCCAGCCAGCGCGGAACAUGGCUGCGCCCCGCGCCACAGUCUCCUACGCGCUACUGCUGCUGCUGCUGUCCUCCGCCCUGCUCCGUCUCGGCUGUCGGGCGCGCUUCGCUGCCGAGCCGGACUCAGAUGAGGACGGAGAGGAACCAGUGGCGUUCCCCGAGUCGCCCCUGCAGAGCCCUACGGUGCUCGUGGCUAUCCUCGCCCGCAAUGCCGCGCACACACUGCCUCACUUCCUCGGCUGCCUGGAGCGGCUGGACUACCCCAAGAGCAGGAUGGCCAUCUGGGCAGCCACCGAUCACAAUGUGGAUAACACGACGGAGAUACUCAGGGAGUGGCUGAGGAACGUACAGAGGCAGUAUCACUAUGUGGAGUGGAGGCCGAUGGAUGCACCGGAGUCUUACCCUGAUGAAAUCGGACCAAAGCACUGGCCAAGUUCCCGAUUUGCCCACGUCAUGAAACUACGACAAGCAGCCCUUCGAACUGCGAGGGAAAAGUGGUCAGACUACAUCCUGUUCAUAGAUGUCGACAAUUUCCUGACGAAUCCACAGACCCUGACCCUGAUGAUUGCAGAGAACAAAACCAUUGUGGCCCCUAUGCUGGAGUCCCGAGGCCUGUACUCUAACUUCUGGUGUGGGAUCACACCUCAGGGCUUCUAUAAGCGGACACCAGACUACCUUCAGAUUAGAGAGUGGAAGAGGAUGGGCUGCUUCCCCGUCCCCAUGGUCCACUCCACCUUCCUGAUUGACCUCAGGAAAGAGGCCUCCACCAAGCUGGCUUUCUACCCCCCACACCAGGACUACACCUGGACCUUUGACGACAUCAUCGUUUUUGCCUUCUCCAGCAGGCAAGCAGGCAUCCAGAUGUACCUCUGCAACAAAGAGCAUUAUGGCUACCUGCCCAUCCCUCUGAAGCCCCAUCAGACACUGCAGGAAGACAUCGAGAACCUCAUCCACGUGCAGAUAGAAGCAAUGAUUGACCGUCCUCCAAUGGAACCUUCCCAGUUUGUGUCAGCUGUCCCUAAGUAUCCAGACAAGAUGGGAUUUGAUGAGAUCUUCAUGAUCAACCUCAAACGCAGGAAGGACAGGCGGGACAGGAUGCUGCGCACACUCUACGAACAGGAGAUUGAGGUCAAGAUCGUGGAGGCCGUGGAUGGGAAGGCUCUCAACACAAGCCAGCUGAAGGCCUGGAACAUUGAGAUGCUGCCAGGGUACCGGGAUCCCUACUCCUCCAGGCCUCUAACGCGGGGUGAAAUUGGCUGCUUCCUUAGCCACUUCUCUGUCUGGAAAGAGGUUAUUGACCGGGACCUGGAGAAGACGCUCGUCAUUGAGGACGAUGUCCGCUUUGAGCAUCAGUUUAAGAAGAAGCUCAUGAAGCUGAUGGAUGACAUUGACAAGGCGCAGCUGGACUGGGAACUGAUAAACACCCCAAGGUCCCCAGGUGUGCACCCAAGUUACAUUGGCAGGAAAAGAAUGCAAGUCAAAGAGCCAGAGAAAGCAGUGCCCAACGUUGUAAAUCUGGUUGAAGCUGACUACUCCUACUGGACGCUGGGCUACGCCAUCUCUUUGGAGGGAGCACAGAAGCUGGUUGGAGCUGAUCCCUUUGGGAAGAUGUUGCCAGUGGACGAGUUUCUGCCAAUCAUGUACAACAAGCAUCCCGUAGCCGAGUACAAGGAGUUUUACGAAUCCCGGGACUUGAAAGCCUUCUCCGCGGAGCCUUUGCUCAUCUACCCCACGCACUACACAGGCCAGCCUGGCUAUCUGAGCGACACAGAAACGUCAACCAUCUGGGACAACGAAACAGUUGCCACUGACUGGGACAGGACACACUCCUGGAAGUCCCGGAAGCAAGGACACAUCCACAGCAAGAACACAGAAGCACUGCCACCGCCGACUUCUCUGGACACUGCGCCUUCAAGGGACGAGCUCUGAAAGCUCCCGGGAGCAGUGUCUACACGGUUCACCACUGUAUGGCUUCUCUAAAGGGAUGCUCUUCUGUGUCUUCCAGGUUUUUUUGUUUGUUGGUUGGUUGGUUGGGUUUUUUGUUUUGUUUUUGUUUUUAGAGAGAUGGUUGUCAUCUAAUCAAAGUGAUUUUAUGUGAUUGAUCAAAAUAAUAUACUUUAAAUAGUGAAGAACAGAGAAAUUAGAACCCAAAUUCCCUGGGAUACCUUUACUGGAAUGGCCAAGUUAAACUGCAGUCCAAAUGCCCAGUUCUGCUCACUAGCCAUAGAAUGCUGUUCGCCACACAGAUGUGGCAACAGUUCAUAUUCUUGUCCAAGAGGUGGCACCACCAAGCUGUCAGAGCAGUAAGUGGGCAGUUAAAGCAGACAAGCCAUUGGACCUGGUUACUCAUCUGAGUGCUCCAUUUUCUGUGACAGAUGUGACCUUGAGGGCUUCAAGCCAUCUAAACUAUACUUAUUGGUCUAUUUUAUGUGACCUUGAACAUUGGCCUAUGUAACAAAUGCCUGGGAGUAGGGAAAUCAAAUCAUUAAUUUGGCUUUUAUUGAAAGGAGUUCUGUCGUGAGCCUACUACAGAGUGGGUGCUUCCUUCUUGGCCUCCUUAUCCAAUGGAGUGGGUAGCUGGCUUGGGCUGAGAUGUAGCUCUUGACCAUCAUGGCAGCUAGAUCUCUCAUUAACGUGUCUAGCUUCCAUGUGGCUAUAAUAUUUAGAUAUUUAUGAGGGGAAUGUCUUAAUCUUUGGCAUUUUUAUUGUGGCUUCUUGAGUCCAAUAUGAUGUGCUAUAUAUAAAAAAUGGUAAUAUAUACAACGUAAGGAAUGGGGCAAUUCCAGCCCUGUGCGGGGUUCCCUUGCUGCUCCAGCCCCUCCCGCCCUUUGUGUUGUAAUUGGAGCUGUGGGGCUGCAUCCCCAGCACCCCGGCUGCCUGCUAGCUUAUGCCUCGAAAUAAUUAC
This is a messenger RNA of Microtus ochrogaster (prairie vole), 3559 nucleotides long. RefSeq names its product collagen beta(1-O)galactosyltransferase 2 (gene Colgalt2). The transcript has 13 exons. Bases 673 to 2583 code for a protein of 636 amino acids. Gene Ontology annotation, molecular function: procollagen galactosyltransferase activity. NCBI's taxonomy places the organism in Eukaryota, Metazoa, Chordata, Mammalia, Rodentia, Cricetidae. The record is from RefSeq and is a predicted model, not a curated record.